AGAAAGCAGCAUCAGUAGUUUAGUCAGUGAGUCAGACAGCCCUUCUUUCGGGCUCAGAUCCACACCGGGAAUAUUUCACACCGCACAGCUGCUUCAUACUGUAUCUCCCUCUUGGGCUUCAGUACAGAAAGAUUCCUCGGACUAAUGCAAUUACUGAAAAACAAUGGAUAAGCGAAACUGCAAAACUGCGAUACAGACACUUUUUUUGCAUUUCACAUUCAUUGACGAGUGAGUAGAAUCUUUUUAUUUUCAUUUUGCACAGAAACCUUUUGCUGGAUUAUGUUUGCGUGAAAUCAGACGGUACGGGCAUUUCACUUUCGGCUACUGUAGUUUGUAAGAAUGAGCGUGCAGUGGAUUCAUAACCCGGUAACGUUACCGGGAAGACACGGACACAAGCGCUUUGACACAGACGAGCCCGUGAGCAGAUGUCCGCGGCUCAGCGAGUCCUCGGCAGAUGCGGGUCUCCUGGGAUCCUCACCGGGAUCUCCGGUAAGCGGAGCGCCUCUGAGCGUCACCUCAGCUCACCAGGGUCCCGCUCGCAUCGGCCAGUUCCUGUUGGUGCCCCUGACCGACCGACCGGGGGUGCAGAGCGCUUUAGAUAUGGACACAGGAGAGGAACUGCUCUGCAAGGUGUUUGAUAUGGGCCAAUACCAGGAGAAAAUAAGAGCCUACAGCAUGCUGUCAAAUCAUAAAAACAUUGCACAGAUCAAAGACAUAGUUCUUGGGGAGAGCAAAGCCUAUGUGUUUCAGGAGAAGGAUUUUGGCGACAUGCACACAUUUGUAAAGAGCAGCAAGAGGCUUUCUGAAGACUUGGCAUCCAAGCUUUUCUACCAGGUUGUAUCUGCAGUGAAUCAUUGCCACCAGGUCGGCAUUGUUCUGGGAGACCUCAAGCUCCGCAAGUUUGUGUUCACAGAUGAGAAAAGGACUCAUUUGAAAUUGGAGGGUCUGGAGUACUGCCAUGUUCUGUGUGGAGAGGACGACUCAAUGUUCGACACGCACGGCUGCCCUGCGUACGUGAGUCCUGAGAUACUGAACGGUGGAGGCUGCUACUCGGGCAAGCAAGCAGACGUGUGGAGCCUUGGUGUAAUGCUGUACACAAUGCUGGUGGGCCGCUAUCCUUUCCAUGACGCAGACCCUGCAACCCUAUUCUCUAAGAUUCGACGAGGCACAUACUGCCUCCCGGAUGGACUGUCUUUAACGGCGCGCUGCUUGCUUCGCAGUCUCCUCAGAAAAGACCCCGGUGAAAGACUGACCGCCGCCGAGGUGCUUAUUCACCCGUGGUUCAACAGCAACAUUCAGGACAGCCGAAAUCCAGAACAGGAGGUGAACCUCAGAGAACAGACAGUGCCCCAGAUAGAAAUGGAGCAGGACGAGGAUCUGUUCUCCUGAGGAAAGCAAUACACAGUAGCUUGAAUGUGGACCAAAUAUGGUGUUUUGUUUUCUUAUACAGAUUUUGUAAUAGAUUCAGAAGUAUACACUCACUCGAAGUACUGUAUCAUCCGUGUCGGGUUUAAGGACUGUGUGUUAUGAAGUCUUUUGGUGCUAGUGAACCGUUCUCGUGCUGUGUGAAGUGUAUGAGACUGGGCAUUAUGGGUCAGGUGAUAAUAAUAAUAAUGAGUAGGUAAUGGUGACUAACCUCAGCCUAUGGGCCAGAUCUGUUCCAACUCUUACUGUCUAAACUAGUCGACUCAUCACUGAAUUAUGCAGUACAAAAGAUAUAGGUCUCUUGACCUAUAACAGAUGUUUUCAACUAAAAACCAAAAACACUGUUUGCGUUUUGGCAGUUCAUUUACAGAAUAACAGCAUUUUAAGGACCUGAAUUCAAUGGGUUUCAAAGUGUAAUUUUUUUUGUCAUGCGCAUUAUUUAUUCAGUCUGCAGGCAUGUGUGAGUACUUGACAACCAAAACAACAAUGGUGGAUUACAUGGGUUCGUUCUUCAUACCUCGCUUAAAUGAUUGACAAAUCCUGGAUCUUUUAAUCUUGAUAACUGAUUUCUGGAGAUUAGAAUGUCUAGAUGAACGGAACUGAGAUCGCUGCGUGUGUUGUGAAGGACAGAUCUAUCGAUCCUCAAAAUCAGGAUCAUAAAUGACAUCAUCUGAUUAAUAUUCAAUUAUGACUGCCCCAUGGCAGUCUUUGUCUUUUUAUUUCGGAGUGCAGAUUGUUUUAUUUAUAUAUUUUUUAAACUUACAUUGCUAUAUAUACACUUGCUAUAUACAAGUGCUACAUACACUAUAUACACUAUAUACAAGUGC
Molecule: messenger RNA, 2252 nt
Organism: Danio rerio (zebrafish)
Lineage: Eukaryota; Metazoa; Chordata; Actinopteri; Cypriniformes; Danionidae
Source: RefSeq, a predicted model, not a curated record